Molecule: messenger RNA, 1950 nt
Organism: Penicillium nucicola
Lineage: Eukaryota; Fungi; Ascomycota; Eurotiomycetes; Eurotiales; Aspergillaceae
Product: terpenoid synthase
Exons: 8
Coding region: 1-1950 (649 amino acids)
Biological process (GO): isoprenoid biosynthetic process
Molecular function (GO): prenyltransferase activity
Source: RefSeq, a predicted model, not a curated record
AUGGAAAAGACAAGAUUGAUCGAUCCGGCUGUAGUAGCCCAAUAUUGCGAAACGAAAUUUCCUGUCCGAGUGACCAAAUACAAAGAUUUGGCAAACGAAGUGUCUGAACGCUUCAUCGCAAAAUGGAGUCAAGAAAUUGGCUUUGAUCUGAAAGGAUCUCAAAGUCAAUAUGGAGGCUGGGCUUCUCUUGUAUACCCAGACUCUGGGGAGGAAGAGAUCAUAGCGUUGACCAAGCUCGGGGAGUUUUACUUUGGGAACAACGACUAUUCAGCAGCUUUGGAUACCGCAGAGGUAAUCGACAAGACCAUCAAUGAUCAACAGGGCCAAUCUGUCAAUCAUGGCAGUAAAAAAGUCCUGUCUUCCGUGAUGUGGAACUCUGCACUUCAUCAGUUCCAAUCCGAGAUAUUUCUGGACAUGUUCUCUUCCAAUCAAAAAAUAGGAAGACUUCAGAUGCACAACAUCAGUCGGAUGUUCGAGCGUGUCCCUCCGGAAAUGGACGGAUUCGCCCUCUUGGAUACUCUACUGAAGUCAAGAUUUCAGGGUGGACCGUUUGACUGGACCGUGACCGCAAUUGUCUUUGCAUCGGGUCUCAAUCUAUCUCUCACGGAUCUCAAAUCAGUAUCCUCAAUCAUCCAGCCAAUUGUCGCAGCCUGUGCAUUGGUAAAUGAUCUGUAUACGUUCAACCGGGACGUUCAACUCAAACUAGAUCAAAGCGGUUACAUGAAAAACACUGUGUGGAACUUGAUGAAAGACUUCAGUCUCACCGUACAACAGGCCAAGGAAUUUCUGGUCAGACAGAAGAUUAUUCCCUUGGAGCAAGAGUUUAUCAGGAAAAGACAAGACUACCUGCGAGAAAACCGGGUAUCGCGGGAUUUGGAACUAUUUUUGGAAAACUUGCAGUACAUGCACUCUGGUAAUUGGCUUUGGAGUGCUACCUGUCCUCGGUUCAAAAAUCUGACCCUCAAUGCUUCCAUUGGAUCUUGUCUUGAAGAUUCGGCAACUAUCUGUGCUACUCUGCUAUCAAAGGCACGGCCCGGCCCUCAGUCAACUGAUCAUGGCGCUAUGGACGGGGGAAGAGUGGCAAGGGACCCUGAUAUCGAUUUCCUCAUGGGUCCGAUUGAAUACUAUCGAUCCAUGCCUUCGAGAAACCUCGCUGCUAUUAUCAUCAACGCAUUAAACCCAUGGCUGAAGGCGUCCGAGGCGUCAAUAAUUCAGAUCUCGAAGAUCAUGCGCCAUGUUUUCGACAGCUCUUUGAUGCUGGAUGAUAUUCAAGAUCACUCAACAAUGCGCCACGGCUUCCCAGUGGCCCAUGAGAUAUUCGGCGUUUCACAGACGAGCAAUGCCGCUAGCUAUUUGUUUGUUCUUGUCUUCGACGAGUUCUUCAAGCUCCAAAAUCCGACUUUGAGUCAAAGAUUUCUUGGCGAGCUGAAAAAUCUACACAUUGGCCAGAGCCUCGAUCUUCAUUGGAGUCACUCUGGAAAAUGUCCAACUGCUGAAGAAUAUCUUCACAUGGUUCGCUUGAGUAAUGCCAUCGACUGCGACGAACUCAUUGAAUUGGUGAUUCUCACUGCGCAGUACAUGCAGAUUCGAGAUGACUAUGUGGAUACAACUACUUCAACAGGAAUGAUCUACGAGAAAGUUGUCAACGGUGAGGACCUAGAUGAAGGGAAGUUCUCUCUUCCAGUCAUCCAUAUGUUUUCGCAUUCCCCCAAGCGCCAAUUGGUGGAAGCCAUCUUCAUCGAACGGUUGCGACAAGGAAAAAUGCCAAUGGAACACAAACGACUUGUUUGGGACGAAAUGGAAAGCGUGGGUAGCGCCCAGUACUGCAGAGCAAUUAUGGAAGACAUCAGAGCCAAAGUCCUCACCAGACUUGAGAAAAUUGAGGAACAGUUUGGAGAGAAGAACUACAACUUCCGCUUGAUAUUGGAGUUUUUCUCAAUGGAGAAUUAG